Molecule: messenger RNA, 11038 nt
Organism: Paramisgurnus dabryanus
Lineage: Eukaryota; Metazoa; Chordata; Actinopteri; Cypriniformes; Cobitidae
Source: RefSeq, a predicted model, not a curated record
CAUACUGCUGCUGUGCUGUAUUCUCCUCCGCGAGAGCGCGCGUAUCCGGUGCACGGGAUAUCCGACCUCACCGGUUAUCCGACCGAUCAAAUCUGCCAUCAUACACAUAUUUUAACGUCACGCGUGUGAUAUCACCCUUAAAGGCGGGGUACUGACCGGCAUCAUCAAAAGUACCGAGUGGCGUUUUGCGCCAUACAUCUCAUUCUUAUUGCAUCUGAACGCUUCUUUAUACCUGACUGAAGUAUGCCAGAGAAAAGAGACAGCGGAACGGCAAAUGCAUCACGGGAUUAUUGAUAUCACAUCGAAUGCGAAUCAACGUAAUUUGGUCUGUGGCAUAAACCUUCAUCCUUAGGAGUGGGUGUACAGGGCUUCUUGAGGAAGCAGACGCAAUGGCCAAUGCCUCAACAGAUCUGGACAAUGCUGAGGCCCAGAGACAACUUAACAACAACAACAGGCCUGCAAGCACAGGAUUCUGGGAAACAGAGACCACCAGUGCCAAACUAUUCGAGUGCUCCCGCAUCAAAGCACUAGCGGAUGAGAGGGACGCAGUACAGAAGAAGACGUUCACUAAAUGGGUGAACUCGCAUUUGUCACGUGUGUCCUGUCGUAUCUCUGACCUUUACAAUGACCUGAGGGAUGGUUACAUGCUUAUCAGACUUCUGGAGGUGCUGUCAGGAGAACUGCUGCCCCGGCCGACGAGAGGCAGGAUGAGGAUUCACUGCUUGGAGAAUGUAGAUAAGGCUCUUCAGUUCCUCAAAGAACAAAGGGUUCAUCUAGAAAAUGUCGGUUCUCAUGAUAUAGUCGAUGGAAACCACCGGCUCACUCUCGGCCUCAUCUGGACCAUCAUCCUUCGCUUCCAGAUCCAAGUGAUAAGGAUCGAGACAGAAGACAACAGAGAAACACGUUCAGCUAAAGAUGCUUUACUGUUAUGGUGUCAGAUGAAAACAGCAGGGUACCCUGAGGUCAACAUUCACAACUUCACCACCUGCUGGAGGGACGGCCUGGCAUUCAACGCUCUCAUUCACAGGCAUAGGCCCGAUUUAAUUGAAUUCCACAAGUUAACCAGAUCCAAUGCGACACACAACCUACAACAAGCCUUCAACAUAGCAGAGCAGAGUCUUGGACUCACCAAACUAUUAGACCCUGAGGAUGUAAACACAGAAAAUCCAGAUGAGAAGUCCAUCAUCACCUAUGUAGUAUCCUACUACCAUUACUUCUCCAAAAUGAAGGCACUUAUCGUAGAAGGGAAGAGGAUUGGUAAGGUGUUGGAUAACGCUAUAGAAGCUGAGAAGAUCAUUCGGCGGUACGAGGCUUUAGCCUCUGACCUGUUGGAGUGGAUUGAGAAAACCAUUGGCAUCAUAAGCAAUCAGAAGUUUGCUAACUCGUUGUCUGGUGUUCAGCAACAACUUCAAGCCUUCACCACAUACUGCACCAUCGAAAAGCCAAUCAAGUUUCAGGAGAAGGGAAACCUGGAGGUGCUGCUUUUCACCAUCCAAAGCAAGCUCAGAGCUAACAAUCAGAAGCCAUAUGUGCCUCAUGACGGAAAACUGAUCUCAGACAUCAAUAAGGCAUGGGAGAGAUUAGAGAAGGCGGAGCAUGAAAGGGGUGUGGCUCUUAGAAAAGAGCUGAUUCGUCAGGAAAAGCUGGAACUUCUCGCUCAACGAUUCGAUCAUAAGACCACUAUGAGGCAGGCUUGGCUAAAUGAAAACCAACGCCUGGUCUCACAGGACAAUUUCGGCUACGACCUGCCAGCAGUAGAAGCGGCCAUGAAGAAACACGAGGCGAUCGAAGCGGACAUCUUGUCGUAUGAGGAACGCAUCAGUGUGGUGUUGGAGCUGGCUUCUGAGAUGGAGUCCGAAAGUUACUACGACAUCCGACGUAUCUCGGCACGUAAAGAAAACAUACUCGGUCAGUGGAAUCUUCUAAAGGAGCUGGUGGUGGGACGGAAAGCCCGUCUGGAGAAGAACCUGGCCCUGCAGAAGACCUUCCAAGAAAUGGUCUACAUGAUCGAUUGGAUGGAGGAAAUGCAGGUUAAGCUGCUGUCUAAGGACUAUGGAAAACACCUUCUCGAGGUCGAGGAUAUGCUACAGAAACAAAGUUUACAGGAGGCCGACAUCGCCAUACAGGCUGAGAGAGUUCAAACGCUCAACACUUCAGCUCUUAAAUUCACCACCAUUGAAGGCUACCAGCCGUGUGACCCUCAGGUAAUAUGUAACAGGGUCAGCCAUGUAAACACCUGCCUGGAAGAGUUAAAGCAGCUGGCCGCUAAGCGUCGCUCAGAGCUUGAAGAUUCGCUCGAGUUGUGGGCCUUCUUCCAGGAGGUGGAGGAAUCAGAGGCCUGGAUCCGUGAAAAGACUUCGAUUUUGGCCACGCAGAGCUGUGGAAAAGACCUGAGCAGCGUCCUGCGACUUCUGCAAAAGCACAAAACUCUGGCCGGGGAACUGCUGGCCCGUCGCGCCCUCCUUCAGCAGACCAUGAAGAAGGGCAAGCAGAUCCUCACCCAGAAGAGCUUCGGCACGGCGGGAAUACAAGAGAGGCUGAUGGAAACCAAGGUGGAGUGGAAGAGAUUAGAAGAGCAUGCGGCACAGAGGCUGUGUAACCUGCAGGAGGCGUUAGACUUCUUUCAGUUCAGCACCGAGACGGAUGAUCUGCUAGCUUGGCUACAAGACAUCUACAGACUCGUUUCCAGUGAGGACUUCGGGCACGAUGAGUACUCGACGCAGUCUCUCCUUAAAAAGCACAGAGGCGUGCGAGACAGUAUCGACAAACACCGCGUGCACGUUGUGGGCCUUCGAAAACACAUGGUGGCGCUGCCGUUGCAUUACCGGGAGCUGGACGAGGUGCGAACGCGCAUGUCGGAGACGGAGCAGCUCUACGCAGAGGUGGCGGAGGUCGCCGUGUUGAGGCAGCAGUGGUUGCACGAUGCAUUGGCUGUGUAUCGCAUGUUCAGCGAGGUGAACGCCUGUGAGGUGUGGAUUGAUGAGAAGGAGCAGUGGCUGAACAAAAUGGAUGUUCCAGAAAGACUAGAGGACGUGGAGGUGGUGGCACACAGGUUUGAAAGCUUGGACCAGGAGAUGAACAGUCUGAUGGGAAGGAUACUUGAUGUGAAUCAGAUUGUCCAGCAGCUGUUAGACAGUGGUCACCCCAGCUCUACUGAAGUCAGGGGUUGCCAAGACCACCUUAACAGCAGGUGGAACCGAAUCGUUGAGCUGGUUGAGCAGAGGAAAGAUCACCUGGACUCAAUCUUGCGUAUCCAGAACUACCUCCUGGAAUGCACGGAGAUCAAGUCCCAGAUUCAGGAAAAACGGAAAGCCAUAGAUGCCACACAAUACUUGGGCAGUGACCUGGGCAGCGUGCUGGCCCUGCAGCGUCGUCUCUCCACCAUGGAGGGUGCUCUCUCGGUUCUUGAGCCUAAACUCAUUCACCUUCAGGAGGAGGCGGAGGAUCUCGCGACGUCCCAUCCGGGAAAGGCGGUGGACAUCCUGGUGCCUUUUGAGGGCAUCAGCGUAGAGUGGGAAGAACUAAAGCGUACCUUGCAAGGAUGUGAAGACUCCUUAACCGUCGCUGGACACCUGCAGCAGUUCAUCCAAGACUUGGACUCGUUUCUUACCUGGUUGGUGCAAACUCAGACCGCUGCUGCUUCAGAUGAGCUUCCCAAUGCUUUGGAGGAUGCAGAGCGGUUGAUAAACCAACAUGCAGCGCUUAAGGAGGAGAUAGGGAGAUAUGAAGAAGACUAUGAACGUCUUCAGUCUGUGAAUGAGCUCCUGGAGUCCGAGGAAGCGCCGUUACCUCAUGGAGCUCUGCAGCAGUGGCUACACAAACUGGAUGUGGGUUGGAACAAGCUGCUGGAGAUGUGGGAGAGCAGGAGGGAGGUGCUGGUUCAAGCUCAUAUCUUUCAUCUCUUCCUGAGGGACGUCAAGCAGGCAGAGUCCUUCCUCAAUAACCAGGAGUCAGCAUUGGCUCAUGUGGAGCUCCCCACCACAGUGGAGACAGUAGAGGCAGCCAUAAAGAAACACAAGGACUUCACCACCACCAUGGAGCUCAACCUGCACCGCAUUAAAGCUGUCAUAGAGGCCGGAGAGAGUCUCAUCAGUCAAAACAACAUCUAUUCAGAGCGGAUCCGAGAGAGAGUGGACCUGCUUGCUAACAGAGGAAACCAGAACCGUAACCUUGCUCAGCAGUGGCUUAAUAAACUAAAUAUCCAGUGGGAGCUUCAGAGAUUUCUGCAAGACUGCCAUGAGAUUGGUGACUGGGUGGCAGAAAAGAUGCUAAUGGCCCGCGACACCUCUCGUGACGAGACGCAGAAACUUCAUAAGAAGUGGCUGAAACAUCAAGCCUUCAUGGCAGAACUCGCUCAGAAUAAAGAAUGGCUGGACAAGAUCGAAAACGAGGGCCAGCGGUUAAUGCAAGAGAAACCAGAGCUGAGCACUCUGGUCAAGAAGAAACUGGAAGAGAUCCGUGAGUGCUGGCAGGACCUCGAGAGCACCACCCAAGCCAAAGCCCGACAGCUGUUUGAGGCCAACCGGGCCGAUCUGCUCAUCCAGAGUUACUCCAGCCUGGACCAACGGCUUGAGAAUCUCGAGGGACAGCUGGCACACGUGGACUACGGCCAGGAUCUGACCACUGUUAACAAGCAGCUAAAGAAACUACAGUCAAUGGAGUGUCAGGUGGAAGAGUGGUAUAAAGAGGUAGGGGAACUGCAGGCCCAUGCAGCCUCCAUCCCUCAUCAGGGUGAGAUCAUAGAAAAGGUGUCUGAGAAACAGAACGGUGUGGAAACACGAAUCGUGCGACUGAUAGAGCCUUUGAAAGAGAGACGCCGUAUCCUACUUGCUUCUAAAGAAGUGCACCAAGUAGGCCGUGACCUUGAGGAUGAGAUCUUGUGGAUUCAGGAGCGUCUUCCAAUGGCCACCUCUCAGGAACAUGGAACGAGUUUACAAGCUGUACAGCAACUCAUGAAAAAAAAUCAAAGUCUGCAAAGAGAGCUUCAUGGUCAUCGUGCACGGGUGGAGGACGUUCUCGAGCGAGCUGGGGUGAUCGCGUCUAUCCGCAGUCCAGAGGCAGACAGCAUCAGAGCGGGUAUGGAGCAACUUCACCACCUGUGGGAAGGGCUCUGGGCGGAGACGGAGCGCCGGCAGCUCACGCUGGAUGCCAUGUACCAGGCACAGCAGUACUACUUUGACGUGGGAGAGGUGGAGGCUUGGCUCAGUGAGCAGGAGCUGCACUUGAUGAACGAGGAGACGGGAAAGGAUGAAGCCAGUACUUUGCAAUUGUUGAAAAAACAGCUGGCAUUGGAACAAACUAUAGAGGACUAUGCUGAGACCAUUGGACUGCUCUCUCAGCAGUGCAGACAGCUGCUGGAACUGGGACAUCCAGACUGUGAACAGAUCAGCAAGCGUCAGUCUCAGAUCGACAGACUGUAUGUGUCUCUGAAAGAUCUUGUGGAGGAGAGGAAGUCUCGUCUGGAGCAGCAGUACUGGCUUUAUCAGCUCAACCGGGAAGUGGAUGAACUUGAGCAGUGGAUAGCAGAGAGGGAAGUCAUCGCCAGCUCCACUGAACUCGGGCAGGACUUUGAACAUGUUACGAUUCUGCAAGAGAAAUUUACAGAGUUUAUGGCAGAGACGGGAAGCCUGGGGCAGGAGAGAGUCACAGCUGUUAACCAUAUGGUCGAUGAGCUCAUAGAUUACGGCCAUGCGGAUGCCGCCACCAUCGCCGAAUGGAAGGAUGGAGUGAACGAGGCCUGGGCAGAUCUGCUAGAGCUGAUGGAGACGCGUGGACAGAUGCUUGCAGCCUCACACCAGUUACACAAGUUCUUCUCAGACUGCCGAGAGGUGUUAACACAGAUUGAUGAAAAGCAACGGAGAUUACCAGAGGUUCGAGCUUGUCAAGGUGGCACAUCAAAUACCAGCACUCUUCAGAGACUUAUGCAGACUUUUGAACAUGAUAUUCAGCUACUUGUUGCACAGGUCAGACGGUUACAGGAGGGCGCAGUACAGCUCAGAACAGUGUAUGCUGGGGAAAAAGCAGAAGCCAUUGCCAUGCAGGAACAGGAAGUGAUGCAGACGUGGAAAGAGCUGCUCAAAUCUUGUGAGGACUGCCGGAUGCAGAUUACGACAGCAACAGACAAGCUACGUUUCUUUGGGAUGGUACGUGAUCAGCUGAUGUGGAUGGACAGCAUCAUCUGUCAGAUAGGAGCUGGAGAGAAACCAAGCUCUUUCCUCAGAGCUUUAAUGGGAUAUGGACUCUCUGGUGCUUGCAGGGAUGUGUCGUCUGUGGAGGUUAUGAUGAACUAUCACCAGAGCCUUAAGAGCGAGGUGGAGGCGCGCAACAAGAGCGUCCUACAGUGUAUCGAGAUGGGCAAGACCUUACUGGCCGCUCGUAACCCUGCAUCAGAAGAGAUCAAAGAAAAGCUGGAGAAGGUUUUAGCCAAGCAGAGAGAGCUCACUGAGAAAUGGGACAAACAUUGGGAGGAGUUACAGCACAUGUUGGAGGUGCAUCAGUUUGCUCAGGAGGCAGUGGUAGCAGAGGCCUGGCUCCAAGCUCAGGAACCCUUUAUCAAUAGUAAUGAACUGGGCGGCAGUGUGGAUGAGGUGGAGCAGCUGAUUCGCAGACACGAAGCCUUUCGCAAAGCUGCUGCCACAUGGGAGGAACGCUUCAGCUCCUUACGACGACUCACCACGGUAGAGAAGAUAAAGGCGGAGCAAAACAAGCUUCCUCCAACUCCUUUACUAGGACGCAAAGUUUUUUUGGAUCCUCAGGACUCCUCUCCUGGCCGCAGCAGCCCUUCCUCUCUAAUAAGACAAACCAUCUACGAGCAGGGUGAGCCCCGGGUGGAGCGUAUCACCCCUCAACCCUCUCCAUCUUCUGUGCUCCGCAGGCUGGGUUCCACUGUGGCCAACUACACACCCAUCAUGAAUGGAGCUUCUGCUUAUCGCAUUCACGAAGCCAGGAAUGUUAGUAUUAUUGGUGUGGGUCCAGGACUGGGAACUGCCGUGGAUCAUAACGUCACUCAGUUGCGGGACGAAUUCAAGGCCCAAGCCCCGCUGAUAAAGAUGGAACAUGUUCACGAGGUGGUGCACCCCCUGCUGGACAGAGAGCGGGAACGGCAUCCCGAGAACGUGAUGGCUGAGGUGGUGCUCCAAGAGCCAGGCGGAGGAAGGGUCCGCCUUAACAGCGGGCCAGGAGGGAGCGGGAGCAGUCGUUCAGAGCUGCUGGUGGAGCAACAUCCACCUCCAAGGGAGUCACGGUUGGAGAGGCAGCUGUCUAGUGAGCAGUUGAUUCAGGCACGCAGAGACGAGCUGCCUCAGGAGGUGUGGAGGGAACGAGCUGAGAGAGCAGAGAGAAGGCUGGAGAGACAAACGUCCAGUGAACAGGAGGGAUUUGAGGUACGGCGGCGAGACAGACAUCGACUAGAGAGACAGGGGAGCAGUGAGCAGGAGGGCAAGGAGCAGUCGGACCGACGAUCUGGUGGUGGUGAUAAAAAGUCCACGCUAGCUGAGAUUGUGGAGCAGCUUCAAGAAAGAGAAGCAGCACAGGCCCGAGGAGAGAUUCCACGUCUACCCAAUGGUUUUCCUGAGAAGUCGUCUCGACCAGACCGGCCACGGGCUCGCGACAGACCAAAACCGAGAAGAAGACCACGACCCAAGGACGCAUCGGCUGGUGAAACACGUCGCUCAAGGUCUGCCCCGGCUCAGAGCAGCCCAGCGGUACCCCUGCCUCUAACCCACACCGCCCAACACGAAGGCUUUCUCUUCCGCAAAGUAGACAUUGAUGGCCAGAAGAAAAGUUCAAACAGCAGAUCCUGGGUGAACCUGUACUGUGUGUUAAAUAAAGGUGAACUGGGCUUUUAUAAGGAUGCAAAGAACACCACCACACCUUAUAACAACGAGCCACUUAUCAACUUGAGCCGUUGUGCCUGUGAUAUCAACAUUGGUUAUAAGAAGAAGAAAAAUGUCUUUACACUCAAAACUAAAGAUGGCAGUGAACUCCUUUUCCAUGCUAAAGAUGAGGAUGAUAUGAAGAGCUGGAUCACAGGUAUAACGGCUAGUAUAAACGAGUAUGAAGACGUUACCAAACAGGGACAGACCAAUCCAACUACCUCAUCCACCGACGAGGGAACGCGCAGAGAAGGCAGCAGGGCAGGCAGCAGGGCAGGGGGAUCGGAGAGAGGUGAAAGGUCUGACAAAGCCGAUGGAGGAUCUGUGCGUUCAGACAAAGGGGAAAAGCCUGAAAAAAAGACAGGCAAGAAGAAAUAAGGCACUCCACAGCACCCAGUCAGUCUCUGUGAGACAGAGACCAGAACUUGACAAAAGCAGAAAAGUGCUCUGACAGAACCGAGAAUCAAAGGCGUCACUGUGAACUCCCUUCAUGUCUUGCUGUCCAGCUGCGUAUGGAAUCAGUCGGCACUGAGGUGCACCGAACUCUGCCACGUGUCAGAGAGCGCCCUCUAGUGUCUACUGAUGACCAUGUCCUAUUCAGGAGCUCCAUAGGGCCAAAGGAGCUGAUAGCAUAGGCAAAUGGAGUAUAAAAGAGAAAGAUGUUGUGGUCAAGUAGCUCAUGAAGAUUAUUUUCUAAUCUGUUUGUGAAAAAGAUGAUCCAUAUGUACAUGUACCCGUCACUAUUUGUAUAUUAUACGUCUUAACGCCAGUUCUAUACAAUCUCACGCUAAAGAGAAUGAAAAUAUGCCAAAAUCUUUCUCAAGGUUGGUCUUUUUCUGAAGAGCAUGUCUCUUUGUUUUGUAAGUUGUUUUGCUCUUUUAUACUAUUAAUGUAUUGAUUUGUAUUUAUUGGCUCUUCCACACAGUUUUUGAUUAUAGUCUCGCCACUUUGUAGACGACAACUUCAUCAAACGCCAUAUCCGAGCAUGCCUAUACAAUUUAACGUUAAAAUAGAGGUCUGGUAAAAAGAGAAACAGCUUGUGAGCGUGUAUUCUCAAAUCUUAUUUUGAAGAAGAUAUCAAUCAUCAGUAUCAUAUUAUGCAUUAAAUGUAAAAUGUUAUGUUUAUUUGCUGUUGCGAUCAGUAAACCAAAUCCAGCUUGGUUGUACGUGUGUUUGUGUUUCUGCACGUGUGUACGCUAUACCCACUGCAUCUGACAUCCUGCUAUUUUGAACACAAGAUUGUUUACAUCUUUAUUUGUAUUUAAAAGUCUUCCAAGCACAGAACUGAUUCUGAAUGUUUUUUUUUAAUCGGCAUAUCCUGCUUCCCUUAACAUAAUUUUAAACAUUGCACUCAUGGCUAAAAGGAUACAGGCUUUGUAAUGUUACACUGAAUUUAAUGUAAAUGUUAUUCUAGUAAUAGUCUUCCCUGACUGGUUUAAUAUUUUAUUUUGUGCUCCACCACUGUAUGGUUGUCUUAAAAUGUUAGUUUUGCAGGUAAUAGUAUAGAAAGCCCGUAGCUAGCAAAAAAUGCAAGAUAUAGUCAAAUGUUAAGUACAUGCUUUAAACAACUCUGCAAACAGUGGCACAAGUCAAAUUCAGUUGUUAUUACUGUUGUUUUAAUAUUUCAUCGCAUUUGAAAUUAAUGCAUGACAUUGUGGCUUCAUGAUGACAUGCAAUUUGUUUUAGUGCACACAAUACAGGGUUGAAGCAGAACAGCGUGUUAAAGGGAAACAUAAUCAUUUCAGGUAUCAUGUUUGUGCCUCAAUGUCUACAUCUUAAAAAUCUGUCUGUUUUCAGUCUUUAAUGCAUUGUGUGUUAAUGUAAAAAUGCUAAAUGAUGUUACAAGCAAUGGUCGUCUUUCUAAUCUUUCUGUAAACCAAUCACUGAGAGGGAGAUAAUGUUCAUGUAUGAUUUUUUUAAAAUCAGUAUCAAUAAGUUAGUCUUCUGUCUGUAAGUUUGUUUUUCUUCUUAUCCAAACAGAGCAUUGUGCAAAUGCUUUUGUAAUGUACCAUGUUCUGCCAAUAUUUUGAAAUAUACAAUGGUCAGCUUCAUUUCUCUAUACGGUCUCAAAGCAUUUGAUAUAUAUCUAAAGAGCUUUGUGUCUGUGUCUGAAUUUCCUUUCCUUUGCACUCCCUUGGUUUUGUCUCCAAGUCUAAUUUUUGGUACAAAAAGAAAUCCUAUUUUUAUGCAAUAGUAUAACAUAUACAGAGGCAGAGGGUAUGUAGUGAAAGUAUCCAAUGUGGUGGUCAGCAGAAAUUAUCUAUACACUUGCAAGUAGAAAAUUUAUGCAACUUUUCCUUUGCACUAAAUUACUGCCCCAUUGCACAGUGCUAUUGUGAGCGGAGGAUUGGUGCUUGAGGGUCUGGGAUGAGAUCAUUUCAAUCAGUAUUUCUACAAAAAGUGUUAAUACUUGCACAUGCUCACAAACACACAUGCAGUUUUCUGUCAGUGAGAGACUCAACAUUACAGAUCUUCUGAGAUGUAAUUCAAAGCACGGAUUCUUUGCUUUCUUAAAAGGAUUAUUUAAAAACCCCAGAGCCUUCUGAUUUUUAACAUUCACUAUUAAAACAUUUUUUUAUGUAAUUAAAUCCAAAAUGGAUCUGAUCAAUUUAAUUAAUAAAGCACAAUCCCAAUUUUAACCACUUAUGGUUUAAUAGCCUUAACAGACUUCUUUAAAUGUUUAGGUUCACUGGCAUCUGUAUAUUCUUAAAAGUUAAUUUCUUUUUAUAUACAGUAUAAAAUUAUAUGGGUUUUAUAUAUAACACUCACAGUAAUUUAUUGCAUUUAAAUGUUUGGGUACAGCUGAAACACACUCCUCAAAUCCUGUCUAUAGUGUCAGACCCCUAAGCACCACUGGUUUUAGCUCAGCAGUUCAACAACAUGUACAAUUGUAAUUGCUGCUGUAAAAAUGGGGUAGAUGGGGAUAUAUCUACCGAAAACAGGAAACCCAUGGGCAAUUCGGGUUGCAUGAAUAACAUUGUCUUGUUAUGGCACUGCUGUGCAUGUUGAAAACCUCAUUCUCACUCACAGCCACUGUACAAGGGUGACACUAAUACACAUGGAAACAGUGAAUGAAUCAAUGCUGUGUAAUUCAGAUCCUGACUGAUUCUGUACAGUUAAUUCCUUGAUAAAUACAGCUUGUGAUAUGUCAAAUGUCUUGCUUU